Molecule: messenger RNA, 1947 nt
Organism: Diorhabda sublineata
Lineage: Eukaryota; Metazoa; Arthropoda; Insecta; Coleoptera; Chrysomelidae
Gene: Proc-R
Exons: 7
Coding region: 25-1611 (528 amino acids)
Biological process (GO): G protein-coupled receptor signaling pathway
Cellular component (GO): membrane
Molecular function (GO): G protein-coupled peptide receptor activity
Source: RefSeq, a predicted model, not a curated record
AUCAGUUUAUAGCUUGUAUAUAAUAUGAUAUUUGCACUAUCUUGUUACAUAAUUUAUAAAUUAGGAUAUAACAUGGAUGAUAAUGGAGCAUAUACUCAAUCUAUACUGAGAAGUUCCAGAUUCUGGGUUCAAAAGGUUAUGGUUCCCACUUUACUUUGUCUAGGGCUGAUUGGUAAUACGAUAACAGUAAUGGUACUUACAAGACGGAGAAUGAGGAGUUCCACUAACAUAUACUUAUCUGCACUUGCCGUUGCCGAUAUAAUUCAUCUUAUCUUCGGAUUUCUGUUAUCGUUCGAACAUUAUGCUAAUAUUCAUGACAGAAAAUAUGAACUUUACUGGAGAUUUUAUGGAUUAACGCACUGGCUAUGUGAUGCAGCGAGUGCAACAUCGGCUUGGUUAGCAGUUUCAUUCACUGUAGAAAGAUACAUAGCCGUAUGCCAUCCUGUGAAGGGGAAAGCGAUCUGUACUGAACGAAGAGCUAAAAGUGUUAUUGUAAUUGUAUAUAUCUUCUGUAUUUUAACAACAAUUUCGACAACAUUCGAAUAUCAACUUACGUUCGACGAUUUGUGUAUAAAAGAAUGUCCUCUCAAAGAAUUCAAUGAUAGUAAUGUGAAGUUUGAUGAUGUCAGUAAUGUGACUGAUUUAGAGCCUACGAACUUAAAUUCGAGUACUAAUUCUAUUUCAGAACCGAAUGAUUUGAACGAAUAUGAAAAGCACAUAAAAAGACAAUUGAAAAAGAUUUUAGCGAAUUGCACGAAUCAUCCUCAUAUAAUAUUCAUGCCUAUAUAUCCUCAAGUUUUAAAUUCAACCCAAGAGGUACAAAAAUACUCAAAGUUCGUAGAAACGCAAAUAGGGCAUUUAUUCAAAAAUGAAAAUGAAAAUAUCGGUGGAAAUGAGACCAAACAAGAAGAGCACCGGAUUAUUCCCAAAAAAACCUAUUGCUGUGAGGAGCGUUUAAGAAUCGAUGUAGAAAAUACGGAAUUGGGGAAAAGUAAAACUUAUCAAGAUUUCAUUUAUUGGUACAGUGCGCUAUUUUUCGCUAUAAUACCUUUAAUAUUAAUAGCCACUUUCAAUUGCUUUUUGAUAAGAACUGUAUAUUUAUCACAGAAGAUCAGAAGAGUAAUGACAAACUCACAGGAUAAUGUUACAUCGACACAGGAGAAGAGAAUAACCAUAAUGUUGAUAGGCAUUGUUUUCACCGUUCUAAUAUGUACAAUUCCAACAGCUGUUCAUUUGAUUUAUUAUCACUUCAAUGAACCAGUGAAUGAAAGAGAGAGAAAUAUACGUUUAAUUUUAGGAAAUUUCUGUAACUUCAUGGUGAUGAUGAAUGCACCUUGCAAUUUCUUAAUUUAUUGCUUAUUAAGCAAGAAGUUUCGAGUAACCUUCAAAAAGAUGUUUUGGGAAUAUAGAAGAGGAAAACAAAUUGAUAUAGAUACAGUAUUGUUAAGUUCGUCGAAAGGCAGAAAUUCCAAAAAAUUUAAUGUUUACAAACAUGGUGUCAUGAAAAAAAUGGCAAGCGAGUAUCGUACUCCAAGAAAUUUGGAGGUAACUAUAUAUUACUUUAAUAAAGGAAAGUACGUGAAUACAUAUACAGUAUGCGUGAAGGUGUAAUGGCUAUUUUUUCUACUACAUCUAAAUUUAUAAUGGGCACAUAGCUUAACUAGUAUACCACGAUCCAAAUCUAUGAUGGCGAGACCAAUAGGAAAAGCUAAAUCAUGUGAUUUGAAUAUUUAGAUACUACAAUAAGGUACACAGAUGUUGACGAUUCUCAACAUCAUAAAUACCUAUAAUAUAGGACUUGAAAUUUGAUGUAUAUAGAUGUAACCUACCUCAUACCAAAUUCUGAUCAAUAUUCCUCAAUUUUUAAGAACAAUUGUGAUUUAUGUGAUGGAAAAAUUUAAUGAAAUUUGACGAAUAAAUGCUAAUAAAAUUAUUUCAAACAACUUA